AUGCAACCCUUUAAUAAAUAUUAUCCACCUGAUUGGACUCCAGAUAAAGGUUCUGUUAAUAAAUUUGUUGGAAAACAUCCGCUCGGUGACCGUGCACGUAAACUUGAUCAGGGAGUUUUAAUUGUCAGAUUCGAAUUACCUUUCAACAUCUGGUGUGAAGGCUGUGGUAACCAUGUUGGCAAAGGUGUUCGAUAUAAUGCAGAGAAGAAGAAAAUAGGAAAAUAUUUUAGUACACCAAUCUUCAGUUUUCGGAUGAAAUGUCAUUUAUGUGACAAUUGGAUUGAAAUUCACACAGAUCCGAAGAAUGCUGAAUAUUCGGUUAUUUCUGGAGCUCGUCAAAAAGUCGAAACUUGGGAGCCAGAAGAUUCUGAAGUCAUUAAAUUAAAAGAUGACGAAGAAGCUAAGAAAUUGGUUGAUAAUGCAUUAUAUAAGCUCGAACAUUCUGUUAAAGAUGAAAUGAGAUCUAAAGAAGCUCUUCCUAUUUUAACACAGCUUCAAAGGUUAAAUGAUAAACAAUGGGCGGAUCCUUAUACGCAUUCACAGCGAAUGCGCAAAAAAUUUAGAGAGGAGAAAAAAGAACUAGAAGCUAAAAGACUUGCAGAUGAAGAAAUACGCGAUAGAAAUGCAUUAUCAAUCCCACUGUUACCAGAAUCUCAAGAAGAUAUAGUCAAAGCACAAACAACUGAAUUUUCAGAUCAAUUACUUGAACUAGCUCAAAAACGGAAAUUAGAAAUAACGGCAUCAUCCAUAUUUAAUAAACCGUCGUCAAAAUUUAAAAAAUCAAAAUUUCAUAUUCAUGAUCCUAAGGAUAAGGUUGCCCAAUUGUCGGUAAUGGUGGCAGUUAAUACCAAGCUCAAAACGGAUCCUUUUUUAAAGGAUAAUGAUUGGAAUCUCGGAAAUCAUAUUGAUGGAAACGAAAAAAGUGGUGAAAAUCAUAAGGAUUUGAUUAUUAAAAAGAGAAAGGAAGAUAAAAAGCAAAGUAACGAUCAGCUGACAGAAGUAUUAAAUUCUGAAAACAUUACUCUUGAUCCUUUAUUAAAUAGUAAGAAUAGUAAAGGUAACUUAUUUAACUUUUCAUCCAUUUCAUAA
Messenger RNA from Funneliformis mosseae, 1089 nucleotides. Lineage: Eukaryota; Fungi; Glomeromycota; Glomeromycetes; Glomerales; Glomeraceae. The record is from the annotation of a GenBank genome assembly.